AUGCCUCGAAAGCUAAGGGCGGCCGCCCAAGCAGCGGCUAAAUCGAUGAAAAAUGUUCCAACGUUACCAGACCUCUCCGACGAAGAAAUGAUAGAUGCACCUCCUUCACAGCCCUCAUCACCCCCCAUUGAAGAGCCAAACUCCCCCGACGACGACCCCGACGUGGAGCCGGAAGCCGAUGAGAAAGACGAAGACCAAAUGCAGGCCGACACGCCAGGCGAAUCCAAGGACGAAGAAAACACUGGAACACCCGCAGUCGACGACACUACACAACUUGAAGGCGCGGCAGAUACUCCUACCCACGCGAUUGGCCGUCCCGCCAUCCCGCGCAAACGCCGUCUCGGUCGUCCACCCAAAAAUCGCCCACCAGACUGGGAUGCGCCAGACGGCUCCCAAACCCCAAUUCGCGUCACAACUCCCGUCAAGCGCCGACGAGGUCGCCCUGCUGCAAGCGGUGGCCGCUGGGCACGUAAUCGCGGACCUGUCCACAACACCCAAGUCCCCGUUGACAAAGAAGGAAACAUGAUGGAUGUGAUUGGAGAUGAAGUGGCCCUCCCGCCAAACCCGGUGGGUGACAGCAAGGUCGAUGAGAACGGCCAUCUCCUCGGCGGCCGCGAAUAUCGAGUCCGUACUUUCACCAUCCUCAACCGUGGUGACAAGCUCUACAUGCUGUCGACCGAGCCAGCGCGAUGCAUCGGCUUCCGAGACUCGUACCUGUUCUUCCAAAAGCACAAGAUGCUUUACAAGAUCAUCAUCGACGACGAUGCCAAGCGCGAUCUUAUCGAGCGAGAUAUCAUCCCGCAUUCGUACAAAGGUCGUGCUAUCGGUGUGGUCACAGCACGCUCAGUGUUCCGUGAAUUCGGCGCCAAGAUCGUCGUCGGCGGUAAGAAAAUUUCCGACGACUAUGAUGAACAAGCUGCUCGGGAACGCGGUGAUGUGGACGGAGAGCUGGCCGUUCCAGAGGACAAACUCCCCGCCCCCGGGGAGCCAUACAACCGCAAUCAGUAUGUCGCAUGGCAUGGUGCUAGUAGCGUUUACCAUACGAACGCCCCUUCGGUCCCGAUGGCUGGCGGGAAGCCUCUCGACCCGAAGAAGCGACGAAUCCCGGUAACAGACGAGAACUGGAUGCUCGAGCAUGCCCGCGCUGCAAGCCAAUUCAACUCCAAGCUCGUCGAAAUGCGUCUCGCCACGAUGGACGGCAUUUACGACGUCCACACCAACACCAUGCAAUACCCUCAAAUCAUGCAACCCACUCACGCCCGCUGGGAGCGUGUGCCUCCCUCUGACGUCCGCAGCACUGCCGAGCUCAUGUCUACGCUCAGCAUUACGAACAAGAAGUCUACCACAGCCUCUCAAUCUGCAUCUGCCGAGCCCACCGACUCCGCCGACAAGCCUGAUGACCAAAACACCACCAUCUUCACGCCCGUCCCCUCGCACAUCUCCGAUCGCUACGUUGUCACGGACACUGUCUACGAGUCACCGCCAUAUUCGAAUAUGGGCAUUCCCGGCCCAGACGGUGACUUGCGAAACCUGAACCCCAAUGGCCUCGCCAGUAUCGCCAACCCCAAGCACCCGGAGUUCAUGACGCCCGAGAUCAUCUCCCUUAUGCCCGAUGACUGCAAAGACGCCCUGAUCGAUGCGGCCGCCCGUGAGAUUCAGUGGAAGUCAAAGUGGAGCACUGAGGAGCAAGACGGGCUGCGUGCGCAGCCAUCGAAAAGUUAUGCCUGGUACCCUUGA
Penicillium daleae is the source of this 1737-nucleotide messenger RNA. RefSeq names its product chromatin structure-remodeling complex subunit RSC7. Gene Ontology annotation, molecular function: chromatin DNA binding. Gene Ontology annotation, cellular component: nucleus. NCBI's taxonomy places the organism in Eukaryota, Fungi, Ascomycota, Eurotiomycetes, Eurotiales, Aspergillaceae. Bases 1 to 1737 code for a protein of 578 amino acids. The transcript has 3 exons. The record is from RefSeq and is a predicted model, not a curated record.